CCACAUGUCAGCUGCAGGUGGAAACUCUCAGCAGGGAGCGAGGCUGUGAGGCUGGCCGGCUCAGUUGGAGGACAGGAUAACCCCGCACUGACGAGCUGCAGCUCAUCAGUUAACGCGGUCUUCAAUCUGGAGGUCUCUAACCCCCUUAAGAUGUACGGCCUGUACUUGGAAGCAGUCAACGAUUACAUCAAUGAGUCGUACGGAGAGGAUGUGUGGAGACUGAUCGAGAACCGAGCAGAGAUCCCUCACCUCAAGUUUGUCAGACACCAGAUGUACAAUGACAACCUGAUCCUGCGGCUGGCAAAGGCAGCAGGAGAGGUUCUGGGAAAGACUCAUGAUGAGCUGAUGUACGCCUUCGGUGUCUACAUGGUGAAGAGGAUCGGAAACUACGGAUAUGAACGCAUCCUAAAGGUGUUGGGACGAAAUGUGCGCGACUUCAUCAACGAGCUGGACAACCUGCACGAGUACUUCCGCUUCUCCUUCCCCAAAGUGCAGCCGCCAAGCUUCUGCGUGGAGGAGGAGUGCGAGACGAGCCUCACGCUGCACUACCGCAGCACCCGCAAAGGUUUCACCCAGUUUGUCAAAGGGCAGCUCUCUCAAGUGGGACGGCAAUUCUACAACACGGAUAUCGAGGUGGAAAUCCUGUCGAAAGAAGAAACGGAGAAGAUGACUUAUGUGGUUUACAAGAUGAACUUCGACAACGCUGCUUUUAAACACCGCAUGCCUCAGCAGAAGACGGCGCCGGGCUACGAGAAGCUGCCGAUGAAGCGAGGGAUCUUUUUCGACAUGUUCCCCUUCAGCGUCAUCUUCCGCCGCGACAUGACCAUGUACCGCAUCGGCGACGGCCUCAAAGAGGUCUUCUCCGACCUCCAGGGCAAGAAGGUCAACGAGGAGUUCACCCUGAUCCGACCCAUGCUGGAGUUCAGCUGGGACAAUAUCUACUUCCAUCUGAACAACGUGUUUGAGCUGCUGUCGAGAGCGGUGGUGGAGAGCAAGCAGAAGGUCAACAUCAAACUGAGCAAGGAGGAGCCGGACGAGAAGGAAGAGAGCGAGAAGGUGAAGAGAGAAGAAGAAAGAGAGCAAAACGAUGUGGAGGAGAUGAAGGGCACAGACCAGGAGUACAACAGCGCUCUCACUCAAUACAACAGCUCCGCCAACUCUGGAGGGGAAGAUAUCGAACUGCUGGCGUUCCAGACUGUCACCGGAAAGUGCAGCGAAACCAUCUUCGAGGACAUGCGGGAGCCUCCAAAGAAACCUCUCCACCUGAAGGGCCAGAUGAAGUACGUCCCCCAAUGGGACUCGCUCAUCUUCCUUGGGACGCCCAUUAUAGAGACAGUGGAGGACAUGAUAAAGAUGGGUGUAUACGUGAACGAUCUGAAUCUGCACGACUCCAGCAGAGAGCUGAUUCUGGCCGGGACACAACAAUCAGCUGAGCUGCAGCUGGCCCUGGAUCAGGAGCAACAGAAAUACGCUCAGCUGAUGGAAAUCAUCAAGAAGCUGGAUGAGGAGAAGAAGAGAGGAGAUUCUCUGCUGUACGCCAUGAUUCCUAAAGCUGUGGCCGACCGCCUCAGGAAGGGGAUCACUGCCCUGGAGACGUGCCAGGUGUUUCCCGAUGUGACCAUCCUGUUCAGCGAUGUGGUCAAAUUCAACGAGAUCUGCAUCCACAUCACGCCCAUGCAGGUGGUGGACAUGCUCAACGAGAUCUACAUCGUUGACACACUCAGUGAGAAGCACAACGUCUACAAGGUGGAGACGAUCCGCGAUGCCUACAUGGUGGUGGCCGGCGUCCCCAACAAAACCACGUUUCACGCCCACCAUAUCUGUGACAUGGCGUUGGACAUGCUGAGCUCCAUCGACCACCUCAAAGACCCGUCCACGGGCGAUAACAUCCAGAUCAGAGUCGGUAUUCACUCCGGUAUGGUGGUGGCUGGCGUGGUGGGUCUGAAGAUGCCUCGCUACUGUCUGUUUGGCGACACUGUGAACACCGCUUCCAGGAUGGAGAGCAACGGAGUGGGCAUGCAGAUCCACAUCAGUCAGACCACCAAAGACCACCUGGAACACGAGCCCUACAUCAUUGAGGAGAGGGGCAAGAUCUUUGUAAAGGGUAAAGGCUACAUGAAGACAUACUGGCUCAAAGGAAAGAAAGAUCUGUCGUUCAAAACCCCGGCGGAGCUGCGCUACAGCAGCGAGCAGAACCACUCCGAGGACAGGAGCUCUAAUGGUUCCACAAGCUCCAACGCCAAACGCAUGGCCUCCAACCUCAACAUCUCCGGCAACGAGGAGCAAGCCGAGGGGAAGGCGAGCCCCAGCGACCUCCCGCUGGACACCCUGCCCCCGCCAGAGGCCGUCAUCGAGCCCCCCUCCGUUUCAGCCGAGCCUCCGGAGAAGGAGAAGGUCAAAAAGACUAAGAACAACAAGGGCGCCAAGUUGGAAGUGCCCCAGGGAACCUUACUGUCGGAGACCCCCAACCCCGACGAUGGGCUGGAGAACCCGGCUCCUUUCCUCAGCAGCAAGAGAAACAGCUUCAGGCAGCAGUACGUCAAGCUGCCCGCCAACCUGCCCAUGCGCAGCGCCGCCUGUGCCAUUCUGUGAGCAGGUGGUUAACGACGACAUAAUGCUGAAAAAAUAUCACCGAGGGUUAAUCAAAGUCAGGGUUUUCAACAUGUAUGGUUACUGACUGUUUACAUUUGAACACAUUUUGAAUAUCAAGUUUUAAAUAAAUGAAGACUCAAACAUCUCAAAGAGAAAUAAUCUUGUUUUAAGGUCAAGUUUGAGCAACAUUUAGGCCACGUUCACACGAAAACCAAACACUGAAAAGCGUUUUUCCAUCUUCCGCGUUCACGAUGACAAACGUUUUGAAAGCAACCGCCGAGCACGGUUCCACAUAAGGCAUCGGAUCCAUCUAGAGUUUUUUCAAUUAUUUUCAAUGAGUUUCAGUUCAGUUCAGUUUAUUGCCAUGUGUAGCAUAAAACCCACAUUGGAAAACAUUUGCAAUAGAGAGAGACAAGGACACAGCAAAGAGUGGCCGCCUGGAGAGACAGCACAAAAGCUAUUGACUGGAAGCGUGAAGCUCAUGUGGGCAAAGUCUCCGUUUUUGGAGGAACAUCUUAUUUGUAGUUUUCACAGCGACAGAGAUGAUGACCUUUUCUAAAACGUUUAAUUUUCAGGCACCAGGAACGCUGCCGUCAUCUAAAUCGGGUGAAAUCGUUGUCGUGUAAACGUGGCCUUCAUGCUUCAAAACAUCAGACUCUUGGAUGCUGUUAACCCUUUGCACACUUCAAGUUUUCUUUAAAUAACAUCAUCUGGAGAGCCUCGGCAUGUUGUCCCCUUUGUUUCAUUCAUUCCUGUCAGUAACUGAGCGGCCUCACACAGUCAGUCGUAUUUCAAAAGCAUCUUCCUGUUCAAUUGGCAGGUUUCACAACAUGGCCUCCCUCAUGUCAACUGUUGGUAAAAAAAGGAAGUGCCACAUCCUCUGCAUACAGAUAACACACACAGAAACAGAGAACUUAAAAACUAGGACAUCAGGUGAAACGAGACAUGAAAGUGCAUUUGAUUUCCUGAUAUUCCGUCUCGAUUUGCUGAAUUAUUCUGCAGACCUGAAGCCGCUUCAUGACGUCACUGCUACCAGAAUCUCAAAAGAGUUUUGACGGUAACCUGAAAAGUGACAGUAUGGAUGUGUUGUUUCAGUCACAUCAUUGAGUUUGUAUUUUAAAGUAUGUUUGUGAAGUAGAAUGUAGGGUAGACAUCUUCAGCAUCGUGUCACAGAGUUCUUCUUCAUCCUGUAUGUGACUGACUGCAUUUGUUCACUGUAUGAUAGUGUUUUUAUAAAAGUGUAUGUACAGCCACUCAAA
Messenger RNA from Labrus bergylta (ballan wrasse), 3851 nucleotides. RefSeq names its product soluble guanylate cyclase 88E-like. Gene Ontology annotation, biological process: cGMP biosynthetic process; nitric oxide-cGMP-mediated signaling; response to oxygen levels. Gene Ontology annotation, cellular component: guanylate cyclase complex, soluble. Lineage: Eukaryota; Metazoa; Chordata; Actinopteri; Labriformes; Labridae. Gene Ontology annotation, molecular function: guanylate cyclase activity; heme binding. The record is from RefSeq and is a predicted model, not a curated record.